Messenger RNA from Haliotis rufescens (red abalone), 1433 nucleotides. RefSeq lists its product as uncharacterized. Bases 136 to 630 code for a protein of 164 amino acids. The transcript is spliced from 6 exons. The record is from RefSeq and is a predicted model, not a curated record. Lineage: Eukaryota; Metazoa; Mollusca; Gastropoda; Lepetellida; Haliotidae.
UCCAGCACCAGCACCAGCUCCAGCUCCAGCACCAGCUCCAGCCCCACUAACUACCAAGAACCCUCUAUCUCCCUGGCUGUUGGACUCGGCGUUGGAAUCCCCUUAUUCAUCAUCUUUGUCGUCAUCAUCGCUGUGAUGGGCGUAUGUCUCCACAGGAAACGCAACAGCAGAGGAGAUGUAUUGGUCAACGAAAAUGAUCCGUACAAUAUAAGACCAGCUUUCGGGAGUUGGACAUCUGCGUUUGGAAGUCGUGGUCGUCGUAGUUCGGACAACUAUGACGUCAUGCACGGGAUGUAUAAUAAAUACUACAACAACUGGGGCACCCCAGGCAACACAUCUAAGGGGACAACGCUAGGGGGCGCUUCCAACUUGAGGUUCUACCGGUCCACCAAGAAGAGUGGUCCAUUGGAGUUUACACCAAGCAUGACCAGAGCCGAAGCCCGUCCGACGCCGUCCUCGGCUGUGCAAGGGGAGGACGACCACAUCCCUGAUCGCGGGGCCAACUUUUCCUGGGACUUCCUGUACAAGACUCUUGAGCCCGAUGAAGAUUUCCGACUACAGAGGCCCGUGGUGUCACCAACCCAGUCCUCUCAGAUACCGUCUGGACAGAUGCCUGCAUCUAAUGUAUGAAUGUAGCAAGCACUACCAUCUUGUGUGACACAUGUAGCUCAACCACCAUGUGUAACCCGACGCCCGUAACACGUGUCACAUGUAGCUCAACCACCUUGUGUAACCAGACGCCCGUAACACGUGUCAGAUGUAGCUCAACCACCUUGUGUAACCAGACGCCUGUAACACGUGUCAGAUGUAGCUCAACCACUAUGUGUAACCAGACGCCCGUAACACGUGUCAGAUGUAGCUCAACCACUAUGUGUAACCAGACGCCCGUAACACGUGUCAGAUGUAGCUCAACCACCUUGUGCAACCAGACGCCUGUAACACAUAUCAGAUGUAGCUCAACCACUAUGUGUAACCAGACGCCCGUAACACGUGUCAGAUGUAGCUCAACCACCUUGUGUAACCAGACGCCCGUAACACGUGUCAGAUGUAGCUCAACCACUAUGUGUAACCAGACGCCCGUAACACGUGUCAGAUGUAGCUCAACCACCAUGUGUAACCAGACGCCCGUAACACAUAUCAGAUGUAGCUCAACCACCAUGUGUAACCAGACGCCCGUAACACGUGUCAGAUGUAGCUCAACCACCAUGUGUAACCAGACGCCUGUAACACAUAUCAGAUGUAGCUCAACCACUAUGUGUAACCAGACGCCCGUAACACGUGUCAGACGAGCUCAACCACCAUGUGUAACCAGACGCCCGUAACACGUGUCAGAUGUAGCUCAACCACCAUGUGUAACCCGACGCCCGUAACACGUGUCAGAUGUAGCUCAACUGCAAUGUGUAACCAGACGCCUGUAACACGUGUCAGAUGUA